AUGGCAUCGCUGAAGAAUGACAUUUGCCAGCCAUACGAGUACAACCACCAGCAGCAACAGCUGAACAGCCGCAACAGCGACAACAGCAACAGCUGCAGCAGCAACAGCAACAGCAACAACAUCAGUAGCAGCAGCAAGCCGCAGCCGUUGACCGGGAGCGGCCAUCUUCACCUGAGGUCGCCGUUGGGAAGUGUCAAAACAGCCCAGCUGCUAAAUCAACUUUGCAACGAGUCUCAAGACGACGAGUCCGUUAAUCGUGAUGCGUGCUACGGUUGUUUCUUUCGUGCCUCCAGUCACCAGUCCAGAUAUCCGCUCUUACUCUCGAUGGCUGAUUGUGCCGACAAUUACUUAAACAACACCGAGUACCGCCACUGUGCCCAAUAUCUUAAGAAUGCAACUUCAUCCGUUAGUGCUGGCUCCAAUCCAAGCUUAAUAUAUUGUUCAUUUCUUGAAUGCGUUCGACAAGUCAACAAAGACCAAUUGAGUGCUCUGGUACAGGCGCCGAGGGAUCGCCGCAAUGGGAAAAGAUGUGCACCUGUGGUGGUCAAUUAUAACAAUUUUAGAAAUAAUUCCAAUAUUUUCGCAAGAAAUACUUGGUCUGGUUAUUUAAAGCGAACAGUUUGUAUAAUUAAGGAAAUCAAUUUUGAAUCUUAUACUGCAAGACCUGGAGCAGAACCUGUUGAUCCAAGGAUUUUGAAAUAUUAUAGAAUACGCGAAUGCGUUUCCGAAGCAGCACAACUCAUGUCCAUGAGCAAUCCCGAUGGUACGAGUAUCCAACUGCCCGAACUUUUUGUGAAUACAACAGCUUGCAUCUUAGCAAAGACACGAUGUGAAAACCCUAAUCCAAUAAAUGGAGCUAUUAGCGAUGAUUACUGGAAAGAUAAAAAUUUAUUGAAUGCUUUGUUUGUUAACUCCGACUAUGAUAUUACUAUUUUACGUCUUCCUUUUGGCGGUUUUGUACCCGAUGAAUGUCAUAAAUACAGAAAUCUAGAAGUGGCCUCUUGGCCAACUACGAAAUGUUGAUUAACUCGAUCUGACUGUAAUAAAAUUUUUGACGAAUGUAACUAAACUCAUAAUAAAACAUCAA
Phymastichus coffea is the source of this 1087-nucleotide messenger RNA. RefSeq lists its product as uncharacterized. Bases 1 to 1023 code for a protein of 340 amino acids. The record is from RefSeq and is a predicted model, not a curated record. The transcript has 6 exons. NCBI's taxonomy places the organism in Eukaryota, Metazoa, Arthropoda, Insecta, Hymenoptera, Eulophidae.